CCGGGUGCGGCAUGGUAGUGAGCACGUUGUCUCUUUACUUUUCCCGGAGGACUUAGUGCUAUCCUGACGGUUUGGCCUGCUGGAGACAACUUGAAAACUGAGCUGCGGGUGAUGGUGCCCUUGUGUCUCAGAACUUCCUGACGCCUCCUCCGCUUGGAGGGAUGUGGACCCUCGCGGGUCGGGGCUGGUGGCGCUGCUGCGCGCUCGCUCCGUGCGCUUCCGGGGCCGCGCGGCGGGGGCUGCCCGGGCUUCUUCCCGCUCCGGCGGGCGGGAGUGCUCGCGGGGCCAGGACUGGGGUCAGGCUCUACAGCUCCGCAGACCGCAAGGAAAAAAUUGACAUGUCUAGAAUUCCUGCUGAAAAUACUAGGAAUUUCAGCAUCAUUGCGCAUGUGGAUCAUGGCAAAAGUACUUUAGCUGAUAGACUCCUGGAACUAACUGGGACGAUCGAUAGAACAAAGAAUAAUAAGCAAGUUCUUGAUAAAUUGCAAGUGGAACGAGAAAGAGGAAUCACUGUUAAAGCACAGACAGCAUCUCUCUUCUAUAAUUACGAAGGAAAGCAGUACCUUUUAAAUCUCAUUGAUACACCAGGUCAUGUUGAUUUUAGCUAUGAAGUAUCCAGGUCGCUCUCUGCUUGUCAGGGUGUUUUACUUGUGGUUGAUGCAAACGAGGGUAUCCAAGCCCAAACUGUGGCAAAUUUCUUUCUUGCCUUUGAAGCUCAACUGUCAGUAAUUCCAGUUAUAAACAAGAUAGAUCUGAAGAAUGCUGAUCCUGAAAAGGUUGAAAGUCAAAUUGAAAAAGUAUUUGAUAUUCCAAAUGAUGAAUGUAUUAAGAUUUCUGCUAAACUGGGAACAAAUGUUGGAAGCAUUCUUCAGGCAGUCAUUGAAAAAAUACCCCCGCCUAAAGUAAAUCGUGACAAUCCUCUAAGAGCUUUGGUAUUUGACUCCAGUUUUGACCAGUAUAGGGGAGUGAUAGCCAAUGUAGCAUUAUUUGAUGGAGCGGUUUCCAAAGGAGAUAGGAUUGUAUCUGCACAUACUCAAAAGACAUAUGAAGUUAAUGAAGUAGGAAUUCUUAAUCCCAAUGAGCAACCAACUGGAAAACUAUAUGCAGGACAGGUGGGCUAUCUGGUUGCUGGCAUGAAAGAUGUCACAGAAGCACAAAUAGGAGAUACAUUAUAUUUACAUAAACAACCAGUGGAACCCUUGCCUGGGUUUAAAUCAGCGAAACCAAUGGUAUUUGCAGGAAUGUACCCUAUAGAUCAAUCUGAAUAUAACACCUUGAAGAGUGCAAUAGAAAAACUUACUCUAAAUGAUUCCAGUGUGACAGUUCAUCGAGAUAGUAGCCUUGCCCUUGGUGCUGGCUGGAGGUUAGGAUUUCUUGGACUUUUGCAUAUGGAAGUUUUUAACCAGCGAUUAGAACAAGAAUAUAAUGCUUCUGUUAUUUUGACAACCCCUACUGUACCAUAUAAGGCUGUUCUUUCAUCAGCAAAAUUGAUAAAGGAAUACAGAGCAAAGGAAAUUACAAUUAUCAAUCCAGCACAAUUCCCAGAUAAGUCGAAAGUUACAGAGUAUUUGGAACCAGUUGUUUUGGGUACCAUUAUCACACCAGAUGAAUAUAUUGGAAAAAUAACAACUCUUUGUCAGACUCGGAGAGCAAUUCAGAAAAAUAUAGUGUUUAUUGAUCAAAAUAGAGCUAUGCUUAAAUAUCUCUUCCCUUUGAAUGAAAUUGUGGUGGAUUUUUAUGAUUCUUUGAAAUCCCUGUCUUCUGGAUAUGCUAGUUUUGAUUAUGAAGAUGCAGGCUACCAGACUGCAGAACUUGUAAAAAUGGAUAUUCUGCUAAAUGGAAAUAUUGUAGAAGAACUAGUAACUGUUGUACACAAAGAUAAAGCAUACUCUGCUGGCAAAGCCAUAUGUGAACGUCUGAAGGAUUCUCUUCCUAGGCAGCUAUUUGAGAUAGCAGUUCAAGCUGCUAUUGGGAGUAAAGUCAUUGCAAGAGAAACUGUGAAAGCCUAUCGGAAAAAUGUUUUGGCAAAAUGUUAUGGUGGUGAUAUUACCCGAAAAAUGAAGCUUUUGAAGAGACAAACUGAAGGGAAAAAAAAACUGAGAAAAAUUGGCAACAUUGAAGUUCCCAAAGAUGCCUUUAUAAAAAUUCUGAAAGCACAACCUGAUAAAUAAAGAAUUCAUAAGUUUGAAGAUUCAGCUUUUAUACUAUAACUAUCUUACAUCAAAGCAUGUGCUAUUAAACUAUUGUGUUACGGUGA
Molecule: messenger RNA, 2257 nt
Organism: Erinaceus europaeus (western European hedgehog)
Lineage: Eukaryota; Metazoa; Chordata; Mammalia; Eulipotyphla; Erinaceidae
Gene: GUF1
Product: GTP binding elongation factor GUF1
Exons: 17
Coding region: 162-2171 (669 amino acids)
Biological process (GO): positive regulation of translation
Cellular component (GO): mitochondrion
Molecular function (GO): mitochondrial ribosome binding; GTP binding; GTPase activity
Source: RefSeq, a predicted model, not a curated record